AUGGCGUAUCCCAUAGAAGCCACAGUAAGUUUCAUAUGAGUAACAGCAAUGCAGGUGAUAAAACCUAACUAUUUUACGCCCAUGUAGCUCAGGUAUUUAAUCGAAGCAGGUCUUCGCUAUGGGCAAGCUUUAUACAGUUUAUAGUGUAAUAAACAUUAUGCAACAUCAGUGAACAAACGCCUCAGGGGGCAAUGCAAAGCAAGAAACCAUAUAAACAAGGUGUAUCCUAAGCUGGGUCUAUGCAACCAUAUUAGGGGAGUCUCUCCACUGGAGGUGGCGUUGUGGUGCCCAGUGGUAAAGAAUGUCCAGCGUGAGGUCAGUGGCCUCUUGUGAGGUAUCUGUGUGGGCUUUCCUCUGCUGUGUCCUCUCGCAGGCUUAUGUCUGGAGUGCAUAUAAUUGACAAGCUGGUCGCUCAUUGCAGGGUCCCCCCAGCUUCCCUGGUGUGACUAAUCCCCUCUGUUCCCCUCCAGGCCUGCUCCGGCCGGUCAUUCGAGGGUUCCACAAUGCUGUGGGCACUCAGGGACGUCAGCAGCCCGGCAGACUCUCCCCCCCCCCCUGAAAAGUCCUCGGGCCCCUCGUCCCCUGCACCUCCACAACUCCUGCAGUUCCCCGUUGAGCUCCAGCUCCGUUAG
Pelobates cultripes (western spadefoot toad) is the source of this 632-nucleotide messenger RNA. The record is from the annotation of a GenBank genome assembly. NCBI's taxonomy places the organism in Eukaryota, Metazoa, Chordata, Amphibia, Anura, Pelobatidae.